Messenger RNA from Mercurialis annua (annual mercury), 3011 nucleotides. Its product is annotated as ion channel CASTOR-like. Gene Ontology annotation, biological process: monoatomic ion transport. NCBI's taxonomy places the organism in Eukaryota, Viridiplantae, Streptophyta, Magnoliopsida, Malpighiales, Euphorbiaceae. The coding region runs from base 105 to 2714 and encodes 869 amino acids. The record is from RefSeq and is a predicted model, not a curated record. The transcript is spliced from 11 exons.
GAGAAAAGAAAGAACAAAAUUAAUCAUUCAUUUGACAGCAAUUAACACUAAUCACUACUACUAACCGAUCCCCUUCACUUUUAAUCAAAAAAAAGAAGAAAAGAAUGUCCCUUGAGCAGCAAGACUCAUCAAGCAGGGACUGGUUCUUCCCCUCUCCAUCUUUCAUCCAUCAUCCCUAUCCACCUCCCCCUUCCUCCAACCACCGUCGCCGCUUCUCCUCCGAUUCCAAACUCCGCCCCCCCUCCACUUCCCCCGACCUCAAAUAUCCCCGCCUCCGACGUCGUUUUGACUUCUCCCGCCGUCCCGACAAACAACAACCCAACGAUGUCGUUUCCGCAAGGAACUUUAACUCCUCCUCCUCCGCCGACAACACCUCCUCCGCCUCCAGUCACACCAUUUUCGGAUUCUCCGGUCAACGGAUUAGAGUCCGUUGGCAGAUUGCUUUAUCAGCAGCGGUUAUUGUCACUACUCUUGCUUCUUUAGUACAUAAGAACUUCUCUUUGCACAAUCAAGUCUUUGACUUACAGGACCAAAUUACAAACCUGAAUGUUAGAUUACAAGCUUGCGGUUUGUUAGUUAAUGAUAUAGAUAAUAUCGAUUCAAUUUCAUUUGAUUUUGGUGAUCAGUAUUACAGUAAUGGAUUAAAACAUUUGGCUCUUGUAUCUUCAAUUAUACUGUUAUCAAUACCUGUUUUGGGUCUCAAGUACAUUGAUCUUGUAUCGGCGAAAUCGAGAUCAUCCGAUAAUAUUUCCGAGAAAGUUUCGUUAGACAAACUGAUUGAAUACAGAGUGGAUGUGUUUUUAUCUGUCCAUCCGUAUGCAAAGCCACUAGCUUUGUUGGUUGCUACUUUGCUACUUAUAUGUCUUGGCGGGUUAGCGCUGUUUGGUGUGACUGAUGAUGGUUUAGCUGAUUCUCUUUGGUUAUCUUGGACCUACGUGGCGGAUUCCGGAAACCAUGCUAAUUCUGAAGGUAUUGGUCCGAGGCUGGUUUCUGUUUCUAUUAGCUUUGGUGGGAUGCUUAUUUUUGCUAUGAUGCUUGGCCUUGUGUCUGAUGCGAUAUCUGAGAAGUUUGAUUCCUUGAGGAAGGGAAAAAGUGAGGUAGUUGAGCAAAAGCAUACCCUGAUUCUUGGAUGGAGUGAUAAACUGGGUUCGCUGCUGAAUCAACUAGCUAUAGCCAAUGAGAGUUUGGGUGGAGGGAUUGUGGUAGUGAUGGCUGAACGAGAUAAAGAAGAGAUGGAAAUGGACAUUGGUAAAAUGGAGUUUGACUUUAAAGGAACUAAAGUCAUAUGCAGAAGUGGAAGUCCACUGAUUCUUGCUGACCUCAAAAAGGUAUCUGUCUCUAAGUCCCGUGCAGUUAUUGUCCUUGCUGAAGAUGGAAAUGCUGACCAGAGUGAUGCUCGUGCAUUGAGAACAGUUUUAAGUCUAACAGGAGUCAAAGAAGGGCUGAGAGGGCACAUUGUGGUUGAACUCAGUGACCUGGAUAAUGAGGUCCUUGUAAAACUUGUUGGCGGAGAUCUUGUUGAAACUGUUGUAGCUCACGAUGUCAUUGGCCGCUUAAUGAUUCAAUGUGCUCGGCAGCCAGGACUUGCACAGAUUUGGGAAGAUAUCCUUGGAUUUGAGAAUUGUGAGUUUUACAUCAAAAGAUGGACACAGUUGGAUGGGAUGCAGUUUGAGGAUGUGUUAAUCAGUUUCCCUGAUGCCAUACCUUGUGGGGUCAAGGUCGCAUCCUGUGGUGGUAGGAUUAUAUUGAACCCUGAUGACACGUAUGUUCUGCAAGAAGGUGAUGAAGUGCUGGUUAUAGCAGAAGAUGACGACACAUAUGCUCCUGCAACAUUACCAAUGGUUAAAGAAGCAUCACUCAUUCACAUAUCUCGACCAGCAAGAAAGCCACAGAAGAUUCUUCUUUGUGGAUGGAGGAGAGACAUAGAUGAUAUGAUUGUGGUAUUGGAUGCCUCUCUUGCUCAUGGUUCAGAGCUCUGGAUGUUCAAUGAUGUUCUUGAAAAUGAAAGGGAAAAAAAGCUUAUUGAUGGUGGACUGGAUAUUGGCAGGUUGGUGAAUAUAACAUUAGUAAAUAGAGAGGGAAAUGCUGUUAUACGGCGUCAUCUGGAGAGCCUUCCCUUGGAAUCUUUUGACUCGAUCUUAAUUUUGGCUGACGAAUCAGUGGAAGAUUCUGCUAUUCAAGCUGACUCCAGAUCUCUUGCUACAUUAUUAUUGAUUCGUGAUAUUCAGGCAAAGCGUCUUCCUUAUAGAGAAGCUAUGGUAACCCAAAUUGAGAGAGGAGGCUUCUCACAAGGCUCUUGGAUAGGAGAGAUGCAACAAGCUUCUGAUAAAUCUGUUAUAAUCAGUGAAAUUCUCGACCCUAGGACGAAAAAUUUACUAUCCAUGUCAAAAAUCAGCGAUUAUGUUUUAUCAAAUGAGCUUGUCAGCAUGGCAUUAGCCAUGGUUGCAGAGGAUCGUCAAAUAAAUGAUGUACUGGAAGAGCUCUUCGCGGAGGAGGGAAAUGAGAUGCAUAUAAGGCAAGCAUCUCUCUAUCUUCGUGAAGGUGACGAUUUAAGCUUCUAUGAAAUAAUGUUACGAGCCAGGCAGAGGAGAGAGAUUGUCAUCGGUUAUCGAUUAGCUAACGCUGAAAGAGCCGUCAUCAAUCCACCAGCCAAAAAUGAGAGAAGAAAGUGGUCAUUGAAAGAUGUUUUUGUGGUAAUUGCGGAGAAGGAAUGAACAUAUGUGAACAGAAAUUACAAAUUCUUGAAAGGGUGACAGAAUAUAUAAAUUCCUAAAGGUCAUCAGCCAUCAGAGUACAGGAUUCGGAAUACCAUACUCGGUCAUAUACAAGCACCUCAAAUGUACAUAUAGCUUGCUAUCGAUAGCAAGUUUACAGAUCCACACUUGAACCUUGUCAAUAGCAAUUCUAUAGAAUGUUUUUUUAAACAAUUUAACCAAUUUUAUACCCAUUUUGACAAUUAAUGGAUGAUUCGGAUUCUUUGAUCUAUGAAUGUAAGUUUAAUUACCGAAUUA